AUGGCCACGCUCCACAGCAUUCUCUUCCACAGCAUUCUCUUCACUUCCGUUCUCAUUGGAAUAGCAGCAUUCUUCUAUGAAGUUCAGGGCGCACCGACGGAGACCGCUCUGCGCAUCUUGGACAGCAGUCUGUUAGCAAACAGUACCGAUGUGACCGUGGAAGGUUCAAAUCGAGUGAAGAGACAAGGCGGUGGAGGCUGUGGAUGCGGAUGUGGAUGCUGCGGAUGCGGUGGUGGAGGAGGAGGUGGUUGCGGCUGCCGGCGGUUGCCGGUCGGUGGAGGUGGUUGCGGGUGCUGCUGUUCUGCUGCUGCACUUGUACCACUUGCCGCACUUGUUGUUGUACCAGGUGUUGCACGUGCUGCCGGCCAUGUUGCGGAUGUGGUAAGUGAACUAUGCAUGCCAUAUGAAAAGUGCUCGAAAACUACUGAGCACUCUCUAGGUUGUGGUUGCUGCGGAUGCGGUGGUGGCGGUGGAGGACGUAAACGCCGUUCGCUCGACAACCUCAGAAUUCGACUUGGUGCCAAAAAAUUGGCUGAACUGAAAGGAGAAGAACAUUCCUCUGCUGAGUACCCACGACAGAAACGGGACAUGAGCACGAGAUCUACGGGGAUUACUGAGUGUCUUGACAUGUAG
Ostertagia ostertagi is the source of this 633-nucleotide messenger RNA. NCBI's taxonomy places the organism in Eukaryota, Metazoa, Nematoda, Chromadorea, Rhabditida, Trichostrongylidae. The record is from the annotation of a GenBank genome assembly.